CGCGGCGCGGAGCAUGGAGCCGCGGGCCGGCUGCCGGCUGCCGGUGCGGGUGGAGCAGGUCGUCAACGGCGCGCUGGUGGUCACCGUGAGCUGCGGCGGGCGCAGCUUCGCCGGGAUCCUGCUGGACUGCACGAAAAAGUCCGGCCUCUUCGGCCUGCCCCUGUCGGCUCCGCUGCCCCAGCCUGACAACCCCCUUGCCAGCAGCUGCCAUGGCCAGGGCCCCGCGGAGGGGGACGGAGAGGUGAUGCAGCUGGGGACAGGCCCCCCGCCUCCUCCCCACGGGGACCAGCCCCCCGAGACCACCAGCCCCGAGGCGCCCCCACCCCUGGUGCCGCCGCUGCCCGCUGGGAGCCUGCCCCCGUACCCGCCCUACUUCGAGGGCGCCCCCUUCCCGCACCCGCUGUGGCUGAGGAGCUCGUACCAGCAGUGGGUGCCGCAGCCACCGCCCAGGACCAUCAAGAGGACCCGGCGGCGACUGUCCCGCCACCGCGACCCCGGCCGGCUCAUCCUGAGCACGAUCCGCCUGCGGCCGCGCCGAGUGCUCUGCGAGAAGUGCAAGAGCACCCUGAGCCCCCCGGAGGCCUGCCCGGGGCCCCCCGCCACCCCCAGGACGCGCAGGACGCUGGGCAGCGGCUCCCACAGGCAGCACCACAAGCCCGGGGAGCCAGAGGACGGCGACCCCACGGCCUCGGCCACCGUGAGGAGGAGCAAGAGGGAGCGGCGGGGAGGGGACAGGGCCGCUGCGGAGCCGGUCCCCCGCAGCCCGGUCAUCCGGAUCUCCUACAGCACGCCCCAGGGCAAGGGCGAGGUGGUCAAGAUCCCGUCCCGCGUGCAUGGCUCCCUGGAGCCCUUCCGUCCCCUGCCGGCUGCACUCGAUGGCAGCCCGGACCCCGAGGCACCGCCCGGCGGGCCCCCAGCCUCCAUCCCCAAGCUGAAGCUGACGCGGCCCCUGCCUCCUGGCUCCGACCUGCCGCCCCCCAAGAUCCGCCUGAAGCCCCGCCGCCUGGGGGGCGGCGCACACGAGCCCCUGUACCGGGCAGAGCUGGUGGAGUCGCUGAACGGCUGUCGCCGGGGCCCCCGGGCCGGCGCGCCCACCCCAUCUGCCCACGGCGCUGCCCACGGGCUGGCCGACUUGUCUUCUGGAAGUUCUGGCGAGGACGAUGACGUCGAGCGGUGUCCCCAGGGUAACCAGGGACGUGACGGCUUGGCUUUCCUUGUCAGCUGCCCUAAGAGGGGAGCAGAUUGCACCAGCGAGUCAGUCUGCAGCAGUGACAGCCUGGAUGAGUCCAAAUCGUCCAGCUCGGAGGUGACGUCCCCAGACACGGGGGACCUCUCGUCCGGUGAUGGUGCCUCGGUGCCUUCCUCGUCCAGGGACGCUGGCCAGACAGUCCCGCCCCUCACAGUCAGGCUGCACACGCAGAGCGUCUCUAAGUGCGUUACCGAAGACGGACGGACCGUGGCCGUGGGGGACAUCGUGUGGGGUAAGAUCCAUGGCUUCCCCUGGUGGCCGGCGCGCGUCCUUGACAUCAGCCUCGGCCAGAAGGAGGAUGGAGAGCUGUCUUGGCAAGAAGCGAAAGUCUCGUGGUUUGGCUCUCCAACUACGUCGUUCUUGUCUCUUUCAAAACUGUCCCCUUUCUCUGAAUUCUUCAAACUGAGAUUUAACCGUAAGAAGAAGGGGAUGUACCGGAAAGCUAUAACGGAGGCGGCACACGCUGCACGACACGUGGCCCCAGAAAUACGGGAGCUCUUAACCCAGUUCGAAACGUAACUUGGGUUCCGACCAGGUCACCAAUGCUGAGGGCACAGCUGCUGUCCUGGAGCUUCUGACUUCCGUCCCAGGGACCCCACAUGCCUUCCAGCCGGCUGCGUGCAGACACAGACCGCACCGUGGCAGCCUGUGUGAGGCCAGCAGAGAGGAGCAGGUGUGUCCAGGGAGGGGCCAGCCCGGAGCACGGUGGCUCCUCCCGGCUGAAUGUAUUUAUUUCUGUGCCUCAGACUUCAGCGUUCCUGGGCGCUCGGUGACGUGCUCCCUGCUGCUGCUUCCUGUGCCAGGCGUGUCACCCGCCAGGCCGGGGCAUCCGUGGGGAGCAGGGCCCGCUGUCCCCAGGCCGCAGGUGCAGGUGGCCGCGCCCAGCCUCUGAGUGUCCUGGGAAUGGCCACCCCACAGGCCUUUGAGAAAGCCGGCUGCACGCGUGGGCUGUCCUCAGCCUGGGCACAGGGCCUCUGUGCACUCGAGAGCCAGGCGCCCACCACCGCAUCCCCUCCGUGUCCAUCCGGAGCCGCGACCCCCGGGCACCCAGCUCCGGCCACAGGCCACCUUGUCCCCAAGAUGCUGCUACGAGUUCCCAGUACUGUGUGGAGGAGGUGGGGCUGUCACUUCGAAACAGCUUAGACGUUGAAAGGAAACAAUUUGCUGUUGUUGGUAAGAGUGCGUUCCCUUUCCCCUUCUUGUCACUUUAAAGACCAAAAAGAAAAAAGAAAGA
This is a messenger RNA of Cynocephalus volans (Philippine flying lemur), 2483 nucleotides long. It is a transcript of the gene PWWP2B, whose product is annotated as PWWP domain containing 2B. The transcript is spliced from 3 exons. Gene Ontology annotation, cellular component: nucleus; nucleoplasm. NCBI's taxonomy places the organism in Eukaryota, Metazoa, Chordata, Mammalia, Dermoptera, Cynocephalidae. Bases 14 to 1768 code for a protein of 584 amino acids. The record is from RefSeq and is a predicted model, not a curated record.